Messenger RNA from Triplophysa rosa, 1808 nucleotides. RefSeq names its product methyltransferase 15, mitochondrial 12S rRNA N4-cytidine (gene mettl15). Gene Ontology annotation, molecular function: rRNA (cytosine-N4-)-methyltransferase activity. The record is from RefSeq and is a predicted model, not a curated record. The transcript is spliced from 6 exons. The coding region runs from base 210 to 1412 and encodes 400 amino acids. Gene Ontology annotation, biological process: rRNA base methylation. NCBI's taxonomy places the organism in Eukaryota, Metazoa, Chordata, Actinopteri, Cypriniformes, Nemacheilidae.
GUGAUUUGCUUUUACUGCUACGUUAAUAUAAAGCCGUCGCAUCAUUUAAUGGUGGAACAGAUGCCUGGUUUAUUAUGAGAAUGGUAAUUACUCAUUCACUCGUAACCUGCUACAUUGUUUAAUCUCUCUGCAUUGUAAGUUAUCGUGGUGUAUGUUUCCGAACCGGCGUCUUCUCAUUGGGCAUCUAUUCUACAUUGAAUCGUGGUUUCAUGUUGGCAUCCUGUAGACUGAUUUUGGGGCGAUGGAAAGCUGCUGAUCCUGACUCAAGCUCCAGAAUGCUCAGAAAAGGUUGGAGGAAGUUGUGGCAGUCUUGGAGACCCUAUACUGGCGCAGUGCCUCAAAGCCUUGAUUCUGAACUCAGAAUACCAACUCAAAGUGAGAAAGUCCUUCACACACCGGUUAUGCUCAAAGAGGUGCUGCAUUGUUUGGACACCCAACCAGGGCAGGUGGUCCUGGACUUGACCUUUGGGGCGGGAGGUCAUUCGAAGGCCAUUCUGCAAUCAGUGCCGGGUGUAACAGUGGUGGCUGUAGAUCGUGACCCCUUGGCCUUCCAACUUGCUCAGCAUUUAGCUCAAGAAUUCCCGGGCCAGGUGAAGCCAGUUCUAGGAAGGUUCAGUGAGCUGGAUAACCUGCUACCAGCAUUGGGUUUAGGCCCAGGACGUGUGGAUGCUGCCCUUCUAGAUGCUGGCUGCUCCUCCAUGCAGAUGGACACAGCAGAGAGAGGCUUCUCCCUCAGCAAAGACGGACCCCUAGACAUGAGGAUGGACGGAGACAGGUACCCCGACAUGCCCUGCGCGACUGACGUGGUCAAUGCCUUAGAUCAACAGGCGCUUGCGUCCGUGCUGGCUGCGUACGGGGAGGAACGGCACACCAGGAAAAUUGCGGCGGCCAUCGCACAGGCACGCAGCGUCUACCCCAUCGGCCGGACCCUGCAACUGGCCAGCAUCGUAGCAGGAGCGUUUCCAGCCAGCGCUCUGUUUGCCCGCCGCGACCGGCUGCAGAGACCUUCACACGUGGCCACCAAAACCUUUCAGGCCUUACGGAUAUUUGUGAACGAUGAGCUGAACGAGCUGCACGCCGGAUUGUAUAUGGCGCAGACCCUGCUCCGUCCCAAGGGGCGACUCUGUGUUCUCACCUUCCACUCCUUGGAGGAUCGGCUGACCAAACGCUUCCUCCGUGGAGAGGACCUGGCCGCACCGCCGCGUCUCAGCAUUCGGCAGCGAGCCAAAGCUCGGCGUGAGGCAGUGGAAGAGGAGCGUGAGAAGGAGGAAGAAAGUGAAGAUGAGGAGAAGGGACUAGAGGGCGCGUAUUGGGUCAUCCCUCAGAAGAAGGUGAUGAAGCCGAGUGAAGAAGAGGUGCAGGAGAACCCGAGAGCACGGUCGGCUAAACUCAGAAUGGCUGUAAGACGAUAGAGAACGUUGCUCUUAUCUUGUAACAACUGAGAUCAGAGAUUCUCUCAGAGAAACUUUUAUCCAUGUUUGGGUUCACCAUCGUUUUGAAAGUGCACAAAAUAAGACAUUUCGUAUGGGAUCAAAUUAUUUAUGAGGUUCUGAAUGAAGUUCAUGUAGUCAAUUAUAAACUAUCGUCCACAGAGUAUGACGAGUCGAUUACUGAUCUCUAUAUACAGCAAAUUUCCUAAAGCCACAUACAAAAUCUCCUAAAACAAUUCAAGAGAAACUACCGGCCUGAAUGGUCUGUGGGUGUUCAAGGUUGAGUUCAUCGCCUACCUGCUGAGUAACUGCCACCCAAUUACACCAAUAAAUAUACUUUACCACAUUACUGGCUCUGUUACUUCAGCUCAUAGCCAA